Messenger RNA from Xyrichtys novacula (pearly razorfish), 4546 nucleotides. The record is from the annotation of a GenBank genome assembly. NCBI's taxonomy places the organism in Eukaryota, Metazoa, Chordata, Actinopteri, Labriformes, Labridae.
GGAAGCGGAAAUUGUCUUUCCCUUCACAAAGACUCAUUGAGCUAGCGCUGUCACCAACGUUCACCAUGCUGAAAUAAUUUUACAGCCAAAACUAGUUUUUUUGUACACAGUUGAAAAUGCAGAGUCAUUGUGCUGUGCGAAAUUGUUCCGGUGGCGUAUCGGACUCGCAACCACUCUUCAGGUUCCCGCUUGAUCCUGAAAGGUAACUUCUGCUAAUACCGAUGCUAACGGAGACAAGCACCUCUGAAGUUUAUCAUGGACGCUGGUUGUAAGGUGUCGACUUAAAGGCAUCUGUUUGAACACUGUGUACAUUUUGUUGAUAUACGUGUUGAAUAAGGGUAAUUUCAGCAGCCUUUAGUGUUUUUUUUCUUCUGAAACCCCGUUUACAUUAGUAAGUAGCACUGCAACUGUCAACAUGCAGACUCCAUUCAGAUCCACGUGCUUCUCUGUUUACACAACCGACACUUUACUACAUGCAGGUGGUUGUUAUUUAAUUUGACAAAGCCAAUGUUAUAAAUAACUUUUUUUGUUUGUUUUAAUUAGAAGAAUUCUAGUACUAGCCAUACACUGUAUUUGCUAGAGGUGCAGUUGUUGUUGACAAGGUUACAGAGGUGAUUAAUGUUCGCCAUAGUAAUUGUUGAAGUUGUAGUGGGUGUUAGUGGCGCAUUAGGGUGCAUUAUGUUGAAAGAUCGUCUUAAUGUUUUGCUCCACUCAUGUUUGUCAGUGAAAUGAACAAAAUAUGAGAACACUUUGUAAAUAAAACUCUCUCCAGUAUGACACCUGCAUCUAUUUCAAUAAUAGAUAUAAAGAGCAUAAUUACCUGUUGCAGAUUUUUGAAUCUUCCUCAAAGUUGAGUUUCUGGUGGACUGGGUUGUCUUUAACUGCUUAGGUGUUCAGAAUAGUGUGACUGACUAAUGUAUAUUGGUCUCUUAGUAAGUAUUCAGUGAAGUUUCAGUGGUAUCAGACUAAUUAUCUAAUAUUUGUUCUUGAAUUCAGUGAUGGCACCAAACCCAAACUGAACUAAAAAUAAGCCAAAAUUUCAAUGAAGAUGAGAUGUGUUUUAAUUUUGGAUGAAUUUUUCCCUUCAGGUCUAAGAAGUGGGUCGAAAUAUGCCAGAGGGAGGAACUCACAGAGAAAUCACCCGACCAGUUGUUCAGAUACCACAGACUCUGUGGGAAACAUUUUGAGGCAUCUAUGAUUGAAAAAGUGAGAAACAUCUUUAAGAUCCAAUGACUAACUUUUAAACUGCAAGGCCCCAGACUUUUGAUACUGCUGCCAAUCAUUGAGUCAAAUAUUGUUUUAGCAAUUAUUUAUUAAAUCUUUUCUUUUUAGUUUUCAUUAGAUCUGUUAAUGAUUAAAUACAGGUUGCAUUUCUUUGUGAAGGCUUUAAGAACGUGGUUCGAUCAUCUUUUGUUGGCUUGUCUUUAUCUCUAGGAUGAACAGAGAGCAGUGUUGAAGGGUGACGCCAUACCAACAGUCUUUGAUGCAUCAAGCCAACCCAAAAAUGGACAAGGGAAGCGCGCCAAAGUGACGGUGGGUUAGAUGAAUAUUAAAAGUAUGUAUUUGUGAAAAAGAGGAUCAACAAUAAGUGUCUGAAUUUUGUUAAUUUUAAAAAUUUCUUUAGACCAAAGAAGAUGAAACAAUGAGCAAGGGGAGAAAAAGUAAGUGGAAAAAUCAACACCCAGUUGACUUUGUGAUAAAACAAAUGAUUCUACUUGUGUCAAAGGAAAGUUGUUUGAAUUUCGACUUCAGUCUGACUUUUGUUUUUAUUUCCCUGUUUAGAAGUGAAGAAGGCAGAGGCAGCAAAGGAAGAAGUGCAGACGGUCCCAGAGGAGGACGGGCACAAAGAGUAUCUGAAGUCUUUAUUUGAAGUCCUUGUGCUGCUUGGAGAGCAGAGCAUUCCUCCCACAGGGCCGGGUGAUAACAAAGAUGAAGGUUUGAGCAACUUUCAGGCUCUGUUAGAGUACCGUAUGAACUGUGGAGAUGAAGCGCUGAAGAAGAGAUAUGAUGAGAAUAAAGAGUGCUGCUCCUCGAGUCAGCUUAGUCAGCUGAUCGAGGUGUGUGAGAAAUACAUCCACAGUGAGCUGGUGAAGGAAGUCAAACUGAACAGCUUUUUCUCAUUGCUUACUGAUAAUCCCUUGAAGCUUUCAGGAGAAUGGUUCCUCCCUGUCUUCCUCCGGUAUGUGGACCAGUCCAACCAUCAGAAGGAGAGGUUUGCUGGUUUCUUGCCAUUUGAAGGAGAUGGAGAUGCAUUGGCAGAAAGACUGCUCUCUGAAAUUAUGGAAAAAUGGGGCUUGGAUAUGGAGCAAUGUCGAGGGCAAGCCCACUACUGCUCUGGGACACAUUUUAAUAAAAUUCAAAGCUUUGCUGCGAAACUGAUGGAGAAAUAUCCAAUGGCAGUGCUUACUCUAAGAUCCACCUGUACUUUGAAUGUGGCAUUGGCUAGUAGCAUGGCUUUGUCAGGGGUUCAGCUUGUCAUGUCCACUUUAAAGAAGAUUGACUCUUUCUUCAGCCAGUCCCCUCUACUGCAGCUGGAGCUGGAGCAUGCCAUCUCCAUUUUCUAUCCAGACAAAGAGGAGAAAGCCAAGGAGCUGAAAGAGAUCUGUAAAACCAGUUGGACCAAACGAAAUGAUGCAUUUGAGUUGGCAGUGGAAGUUCUUGAGGCAUUGCUUCUCUGCGUAGACAGCGUGCAAGACAAUGAAGACAUGAGAUGGAGCGACCAAGUCACUGAAGACGCCUUGGAGAUUUCAAAAGCAUUAACAGACUUUGAGUUUAUCAUGGCGCUGAUGGUGCUGAAAAAUGUUCUUACACUGACUCGAGCAUUUGGGAACAAUGUGCAAGGGAAAGCAGCAGAAGUGCAUUUUGCAGCGACCAGUUUAAAAGCUGUACACCACUCCUUAAAAGAAGUGUUAGAUAACAUUGAUGUGUACCACGAGUUUUGGAACGACGAGGCUGUGAACCUCGCUGCUGCGAUGGAGAUCCCAGUCAAGAUUCCCCGCUUGUUCUUAAGGAAGCAGCAGUUAGAGCCUGGAGCCAUCCGCCCAGAAAGUUACUACAAAGAGCACCUGUCUAUUCCUGUGGUGAACCACAUCAUCAAAGAGUUGAAUAACUUCUUCAGUGAGGAUCACUUGAAGGCUCUGAGGUGUCUGUCUCUGGUCCCUGCAGUCAUUGAGCAGCACAAAUCUAAUGAGCCUGAAGAAGAGUGUGUGCAGGUGUUUAAGAAUGACAUCCCUAAUGCAGGAUCCCUUUCUGCAGAGCUGCACUGCUGGUGUGUAAAAUGGAGCAAAAAGGGCAAAGGGGAGACUGUGCCCACGAGUGUCCAUGAGGCAUUGCAGCUGGCCGACGUGAAGUUCUUCCCAAACAUGCUGGCAGUUAUGAGGCUGAUCGGUGUCCUGCCUACUUUGGCCGUGGAGGAUGACAGUGACGUGGCGUUCAAACGCUUUCAGAUGUACGUGGAGAACACGCCUGACAGGUUCAAAUCAAAGAGUCUGGCUCUUCUGAACAUGAACUAUGACAUUGGGUUUGAUCUGAAUGCGAUGGUGGAGCUCUACAUGGAGACAUAUCCCAAGAAGGAUGAUAACUCAGAGUAAAAUAUGAUGUGACAGUGUAAAGUUUGGACAAAUGACCAUAGGGUAGACUUCUCCGACUUUUUGUGUUACAGGUAUUCUCUUGGGUUCAAUCGCCUUCAGUCCCUCAUUCCAGCUUGAUGAGUGCACUUUUUUGCUCUUUUCCUGAAACAUGUCUGGGUUUUUUUUUAAUCAAAGACUUGGCAAAAUUCAAAAAAUUUACAUGCUCAGAAGCUGUUGUCUUUGAGACAAACUGAACCAUGUUGAAUGAAUGUUUUUCCAAACCAGAGUGCAUUUUCAUUCAACAUCAGCUGGCAUGUAAGUCAGUAAACCUUUAUGAAUAUAUGAGGCAGUAGUAAAAUACAUUUUUCAGUUUUAGGUUCUUUGAGUUUUUUCAGGUACAUAAUGAGUCAUAGAUUCAGACAAAGCAGUUUGAAGUCUCACUGUUCUUCCUGUGAGCGAGAAGCACAAAGUCUGUGCUAAUCCCUUCAAAGUGAAUCUGCUACUGUCUAUUUUCCAUUUUGGAUGUUAUGUCUGUAUAAAUUCUAGUGAUUCAACAGUCUCUGAGACUCAAACUUCCUGUAGUUAGUUUAAAUUGUGUUUGUUUGAUGUGAUUAAGACUGAAUCUACUCAGCCUGCCUCCACUUUACGCAGCAGCGUCACAGUGGUAAAACACUGUUGUGCCCUCCAUUGUAAUAUGUUCAAAAUGCCUUUUUUUCAUUGUGUCGUGAGUGGUUUACCUUAAAUUAAAAACAUCUGUCUCAUGAAUCACUCGAACCCUUCAGUCAGUGUAUGAGGAAGGAGUUAGGGACUUUUACUUACAGUUAGAUAUGACAAAAUAAACAAAUUACACAGUAAUUAGAGCCAAUAACAUACUGAUAGUGAAGCAUACUGAUGUACUUUAUGUUUAAGUCUCAUUCAUUCAUUGCAUUAUUUCUUUUUGUAUGAUUAAGCCAGAAUAAACAUUUUCAAACAACUUG